This is a messenger RNA of Scleropages formosus (Asian bonytongue), 2079 nucleotides long. It is a transcript of the gene apobec2b, whose product is annotated as apolipoprotein B mRNA editing enzyme, catalytic polypeptide-like 2b. NCBI's taxonomy places the organism in Eukaryota, Metazoa, Chordata, Actinopteri, Osteoglossiformes, Osteoglossidae. The record is from RefSeq and is a predicted model, not a curated record. Gene Ontology annotation, molecular function: cytidine deaminase activity; RNA binding. The transcript is spliced from 3 exons. Gene Ontology annotation, cellular component: cytoplasm; nucleus. The coding region runs from base 151 to 978 and encodes 275 amino acids. Gene Ontology annotation, biological process: cytidine to uridine editing.
GGAAAAAAGGUAGCUACCCCUGGAGGUGUCUGCCUUGCUGCUCUGCUCCCUGCCCCUCACUUUGUCCUGCCCCUCACUCUGCCCACCUCUUUCACCACCGCUUGUUCCAUUUAACUCACCCUCAGACUCCAUCUUACACCAACGUCCGCCAUGGCAGAUAAGAAGGAAGGCAAAACCACCAGCAAGGUCCCACUGAAGAAAAAGGUAGAGAAGAAGGUGGACAAGGCCACAGAGAAGGAAAAGGCAGAGAAGAAGGUGGAAAGGAAGAUGGAGAAAGUGACAGAGAAGGGCCCAGAGAAGGGCCUGGAUAAGGUUCAAGAGGCAGCACCAGAAGUUGCUGAGGGGACUGCAGGGACUGAGGUGGCAGGGAAUGGAGCAACGGCCAGCAAGGCUACAGAGGAAUUUGUAGUGGAGCCCAUGGAGCUGCCGCCCUUCGAGAUCAUCAUAGGAGAGAGGAUGAGUCCCUUCUACUUCAAGUUCCAGUUCAAGAAUGUAGAGUACUCAUCGGGCAGGAACAAGACCUUCCUGUGCUUCCUGGUGGAUGUACAAGGCAGCGGUGGAGAAGGCCUGCGCGGCUACCUGGAAGACGAGCAUGCAGGAGCCCAUGCCGAGGAGGCCUUCUUCCAGCAGGUGCUGCCACAGUACGACAGUGCUCUGCACUACAUGGUCACUUGGUACGUGUCGUCGAGCCCAUGCGCCGCCUGCACUGCCAAGCUGGUGGAGAUACUGAAGGCCCGAAAAACAAUGCGCCUCACCAUCUUCUCCGCCCGUCUCUUCAUGUGGGAGGAACCUGAGAUCCAGGUGGGGCUCAAGGCCCUGGCAGCUGCAGGUUGCAAGCUGCGCAUGAUGAAGCCCACGGACUUUGUCUACAUCUGGGACACCUUCGUGGAAAAUGAGGAUCAAACGUUCACCCCUUGGGAGGACUGCCAGGAGAAUUACGAGUACUACCAGGAGAAGCUGGCUGACAUCCUGCAGUGACCCAAUGUCUGGUGGCGGAGAGCAGGUGACCCACAAUGCACCUCCGCAACACGACUGUUGCGUUUCCCUGCCUCCCUCGUCUACUGAGCAUUUCUGGUGUUUUCCAUCCACUUUCAUUUAAGUUUGUCUACAUUUAAUUCUUCCCACUACGAUCCAAACCCAACCUGUGCUAAAACCCUCCCUCACAUGCCACCAUCCAGGAGUCUGUGCAGCAGUCAGUCACCUUGAGGAACUCAACCAUCCAGCAGUCCAAACAUGGUCACAGCUACAGCAUUCCAUCCACUUGAGAAGAUGCAGGUGCUACUCAGCGACCCUACAGCACACCUAAAUUCACAGUACAGCCUCGGAUAGAGCGGAGCCUUGAUCAGAAUGAGCUCAAAACAGUACUCAUAUUGCACAUUUCCCAGCUGAAACAGAGAUUAGACAGCCCUCCAGCCUCCAACUCAAAUACCACAAUUGGCCCCUGUGCACUAUCACUCUGUAGAGUGCCCCCUGGUGACUCCCCAGUGGAUUCCCUUGUGGAACCUGCAGCCUCCCCAGCAGCUGCAAGAACAACAGAGCAAUUCAGGCUACAAGUGAGAGGGCAAGGAGCACGGGUCCCGGCUGGGCAUGCGGGUUCGAGCCGCAGUUGCUGCCCUUCGCUUUUCAACAAGUAUUUGUGCGAAAGUACUGUAUGCACUUACAGUACUUGGACCUUUCUCUGCCCUUCAUUUUAAUGGGAGCGCAACAGUUAAUACUACUGUAUUUUUCCACUUCUGCUUUUUACAUAUAGUUUUAAAAAUGAUGUAGCAUUUUUAAUUGAAAAUAAGCCUGAAGGAACUUACGCGUGUGUCUGCUUUUGUACAUCAUUUUUCACAUUUUGGAGGCAAGUCUUGCUAAAGCAACAAACGAGAUGGGUUACCUGCUCACAGCCAUCCACACACAGCCAACAACAGGGUGAAAAUCAUAUCCAUUUCAGUAAAACUUCGUCUAUAUUCUCAUUUUUCUCAGCUGCCCGUGCUGUGUACUGUCAACUUGUAUUCAGUGAUUUUGUCAAAAUGCACUUUUUCUAUUAUAUUUUUUCAAAUUUACAUUUUCCCUAAACUGCUAACGUAAAGCUAA